Mytilus californianus (California mussel) is the source of this 3117-nucleotide messenger RNA. Its product is annotated as RING finger protein 122-like. The record is from RefSeq and is a predicted model, not a curated record. NCBI's taxonomy places the organism in Eukaryota, Metazoa, Mollusca, Bivalvia, Mytilida, Mytilidae. The transcript has 6 exons. The coding region runs from base 337 to 873 and encodes 178 amino acids.
AUUUAUUAGGUAAAGAAGAUAUAUAGUUCAUCGACAAGGACGUCUUACCAUAAGUGAUUAAACUGUGUUACCUGACUGCGAAUUAAUCAUAUCACGUUCAGAAAUGAAACAGAUACUUACAAAUUUCUUACAUAACUAAUGUUAUAGCUAAGAAGGUACUGCACAUUGCAUAAUUCAGCAUUAAUUAUCCAUACUGUCUAGAUUAUUUCAGUAACUUUAAAUUCGACCACUGAAUUCAUUACAAUAGGUCAGAACACAAACAGUAGGAUCACAGACUUAAUAAACUAAUACCUGUAAUCAAAUUGACGUAUAAUUUUUAAAGCAACACAAUAUGCGAUGAAUGACAAUCAACGAAAGACAUCCAUUUUCCUGGCUAUUCUUGGGUCAAUAUUAUUGAUAGUAUGUUCAGGAUUAUACUCGUUUACUAAAUGGCGAAAGUCGGAGCUUUCAAAUCAAGAUAUCAUAGCUACAAUUAGUAUAACAGCUAUUUCGAUAUUAGUCUUAGUUCUAUCAUUGGUAGCCUGCUGUAAGGGAUGGCAUAAGGUUCAUGCUCAAAAGAAAAUACAUCGAAAGACAUCAUACAUUCCUGUAACAAUACUUAUGGGGUCGAACUGUGGUAUUUGCAUUGAACAAAAGGAUUCAAACAGGGAAAAAGUAGUAAGGCUCACCUGUGAACACACAUUUCAUAAGAAUUGUGUCAAUAGAUCAUUAGACACACAAUUGAAAUGUCCCAUAUGUAGACAAACUCCUUCAAAUUUUUCCUCUGUAGAACGUGUUCUAUACAGGAUGUAUGGAACAGUCAGCAAGAAAAUCCAAUCCAUGAAAACAAGGGAGAUAAAUGAUUCAAUUAAAAAUGAAAGUACAUCAGUAUAAUUGCAGUAUGAAUCUAUUGCGAUAUCUACAAACAGCGAACUUCAUUACCUUCAACAUACGGAACACUAAGUUUAUUUAAUUCUGAUAUUAAUAUAUAUUUUUUGAUAGAUGAGACCGAGUUGGCUAGUUAGACGGAUUAGUCUCUUAAAGGUUUUGUGAUUUCAUAACGACAAAUGAGUGUCUUGGUGGAUGGAAGCGUUCAUAUUGAUGGAUGAUUGGACGCGCGAAUGUAGUGGGUGGAUGCGUUCAUUUUGAUGGAUGAUUAGACAAAUAAGUGAUAUUGGGGAUGGAUACGUUAAUAUUGAUGGAUGAUUGGACGAGAGAUGUUCUUGGUGGAUAGUCGAUUCAUAUGGAUGAAUGAUUGAACGAAUAAGUGAUCUUGACGGAUGGUAGCGUUCAUAUGGAUUGAUGAUUGCAAUUUUAUAAAAUGUUGAUACAUUUAUAUGGAUUUUUUUAUUAUGAAACAGUGUAACUUUACAUACAUUGUAUCUACGAAGACUAUAUUAGAAACUUUCAUAUACAUUGAUAAGUUAUAACUAAUGCUACAGUCUUUCAAAACAUGUUGAAAAUCAAGCAUUAUACAAAUCUAUUUUUUCAAAGAUUGAUUAUUAAAUUAGUUUCUCCUGUCAAAGAAAUGUGACACAAUAAUGUACAAUAACUCAGGAUAAUUUUAAAUGCUUAUUUCAUAUAUAUAUUUUUUUGGUUACAAGAAAUUAUUUCUCUUUCGAAUACCUCGCAUUAAUUUUAUAUGUUAUAUAUAAUGCAUAUUUUAAAGUUUUUCUUGAAGUUUAACACACCGAGGGGUGUCAGGAUUGGUCAAAUGAAAGACCGACCGUAGGGAGAUCUUUCUUUGGGCAAUCCUGACACCCCGUGGUGUGUUAUACGACAAGAAAAAUCUUAAAAUAUGCAUUAUCUGACUUAUUAUAUAUCGUCAACAAAUAUUAUUUUCUGCAAAAAUUUACAGUAUUUCCAUCCUAUUUUACCGACCACACUAAAUUAAGAUAUUCUUUUCUGAUGUGUUCAUUUGUAAUGUGUAAUAAAACUCACUAAUUUAUCUAGAUAUAUAAACUUUAGAAAUCAUUGUCCAGUUUUAAUAGGAAUAUUACUGUAACUGCAUGAAGCAAGACACAAAUGAAAUGUUACGGUAUAUGAAAAUUUCAAGUCACUUUGUAAGUAAUUUAUUGUAUCAACUUUGUUUAUGAAAGAGGAACGCUAUGUUUUUUUUGUUGUUGUUUAUUUUCAUUCCGUUUUUAUCGCGGAAAAGCAUCUUAUUUUUUCAGCAAUUUUUGAAACGAAUAAUUCAGAAUAACUGUUUUCUCUCUUUUGUCUGGUAAUACCACUUUUUUUAUUUAUAAAACUCAAGAAUCAGGAUUUAAUAUUAUACCCCCUCCCCAUUUUAAAGUACGUGGGUGUGAUUCUAUAGAAAAAAAUAUUUGUCCAUUUGAUCAUUAGAUAAAGUAAAAGGUAUAUUAAUAUGUAAAAAAAAAACUGGCAUGAAGAGCACGAAUUCAUGAUGCAUGUACAUGUAACACGAAAAACGAAUAUCCAUAGGUCAAAGUAUAUUUUCCAAUAUAAUAUGAAUAAAUAAGAUUUUCACAAUUCUACACACGAAUGUGUUAAAUCUGGCUUUUUUAUGAAAAGUUUUGCAUUAUUAAAUUAAUCUCACAUAGUAUCCCUUUAUUGUAGCGAUAAAUUAACUAAACUUCACAUUAUUUAUUUUGAAAGUUGAAAUGUGUGUCAACGGCAAUUUUUGGUAUGUCAGUCCAUUAAACGGAGGAAAGGAUUGUUUUCUGCAUUAAACCUGCGAAUAUGGAAAAUAAAAAAGUGAACCCUCAAUUGGCAACAACACACGAUAGAUAUCAAAAGAAUUAAAUGUUUAAGUAAAUUAAAGUUUGCGUUCUAAUCAAGAAAAUAAUGACCUUAUACAGGUCAUUAUUUUAUGCCUUGAAGUACAUUUCAUUGAAACUUGGUAUCGUCCGGGUUGAUUCUUCGAAAGAAUGACCUGUCGUUCUGAAAGAAAAUAACUCCAUGUAGGUAUAUAAGUAAUGUAAUAAUAUUUCGACAUUGAAAAUUAUUUUAAUAGACUAAUGUUUGAUGACUAUCUUAAAAAUAACAAUUAGUGAACUAGAAUCCUAGGAGACUACUAUAUAUGCAUGUAUUCCAAUAUUGAAUAUCAGUAAUGUACAAGUAUAUUUAUGGGUAAUUGUCUUAUAUACAAACGUUUAACUUAAAUGAUUUACAAUA